Stylophora pistillata is the source of this 2070-nucleotide messenger RNA. Its product is annotated as retrovirus-related Pol polyprotein from type-2 retrotransposable element R2DM. NCBI's taxonomy places the organism in Eukaryota, Metazoa, Cnidaria, Anthozoa, Scleractinia, Pocilloporidae. The record is from RefSeq and is a predicted model, not a curated record.
AUGGAGAAUCUUCCACCUGAGAAGGAAAACGCACUUCGCGAAUUUCUUGGAGGUCGAAAUAUUUUUGUAAAUUUGCCGACGGGCUACGGUAAAUCUUUGAUUUUCCAGUGCCUUCCGAUCGCUGCGGAUGCUCUGUUCGGAAAGCCUCGUGGUUCCAGUGUUCCCGUUGUAAUAUCGCCGUUGCAAUCGCUUAUGGAAGACCAGAUUCGACAUCUAAACAACAUGGGAGUGCCAGCGAUCGCCAUUACCAACGAUGAGGAUGUCGAAAUAAUCCAGCAGAUUAUGAACGGAAAUUAUGUUCUUGUUUAUGGCUCUCCAGAGAGCUUGCUCUGUUGGAAAAAGAAAGGCCCGAAAAGACCAUCAGCUGGAGAGAGUAAGCAACAGAAACGGCGCCGUUUGUACGUAGAAAAAGUAUGUGAAAUAAGGAAACAGAUUUCAAUUGCCAAAGCGGAAGUGGAUCGCUUGAAAGAAAACCGAAAGCUCACCAAGAGAGGGAGAAGGAACCGGGAGAUUUUGCACAAGGAAUGCCGCACGUUAUCGAUAGCAUCACUUGUCGGGUAUAUUGAGAAGAAGAAAUCCUCUUUACGAAAACUGAAGAAAGGCUUUGUGCGAGGCAACAAGCUAGAGGAAGCAAGGGGGGUACAAGUGACUGCUUUCUCAGGGGGGAGAGUUGUGGAGUCGACUAGAAUACCAUGUCUUGAUGAUGGUGAGCGGUACAAGUUCCUUGGAGUACUUGAGAGUGUUAGGCAGGAGGAUAAGUUGGUCCUGGAGUGUGCAGCAAGAGAGUAUCUCAGACGAUUGUCAGUUAUUUGGACAAGUCCCUUGUCCGAUUAUAAUCGGGUGGUAGCGUCAAAUCAGUUUGCAUUGCCUGUUCUUGGAUAUCUUAUGUGGACACAACAGUGGCCGGUGAUGGAACUUAAGCAGAUCGAUAGGGAAGCGCGCAAGAUUGUUGUCGAGAGUGGGGGUAGACACCCAUGUAGUUCGAAUGCAUUGUUGUAUAUGCCAAGAAGUAGAGGAGGGCGGGGAUUGCGCUCUGUUGAAAUGGAGUACAAAGCCACAAAAAUCAAGGGUGCAGUCAGACUCCAUGGUAAUGAAGAUCGUGCACUGGGAAUGGUACGGGAGUUUGAAGAGCAAGCGGCGAGGAUGGGGCGUAGGUCAAUUUUUAAAGAAGCGGCUAAGUGCGCGGAGGAGUUGGGGCUGGAGUUGGAUUUGGAACACGCGCAAGGGAUCAAGAAAGAGGUGCGGAGGUGCCAAAUUGAGAAGUUAGAGGAUGAGAUCAGAAACCAACGGUGGCAAGGGCGUCUAGUGACUACUAGGCUGGAGGAUGAGAGUUUGAGUGCCGAUGGGUGUUUCUGGUGGCUCACAGAGUGGAAGAACUGCCCAUCACACACAAUUGCUGGACUCGUCGAGCUAUACGAGCAGCUAUUGCCAACGCGAGUAUACACGAGUCAGAAGACCCACACAAGCGGAGAAGGCGAGAUGAGGUGCAGAUUAUGCGGCAAGGCUCCAGAGAGUGUGGCACAUAUCUUGUCAGGAUGCAGUGCACUGGCCCAGAGCAAGUAUCUCUCUAGACACGACGCAGCACUGAAGGUACUGUUUUACCAACUGUUGUAUGAUGAGGGAUUUAUAGACGAGAUACCACCCUGGUACUCACCCGACAAGCCGAAGCCCGUGUAUGAGUCAGAGAAUGUUAAAGCUUAUUGGGAUGUCCCUAUAUAUGCUGAUCAACAAGAGGUCAGAUGCAAUAGGGUGGAUGCACGCAUUGUAAAUCAUAUGUGCAAGAGAGUUGUGACGCUGGAAAUGAGCUGCCCGUGGGUUAACAAUCGGACAAGAAAGGAUGAAGAGAAGACACUGAAGUACGGACCCCUUCGCUGGGAACUAAGGCAGCAGUUCCCAGGCUACGAGGUGAAGCAAUAUAACAUCAUUAUGGAUGCCCUCGGGGGGUGGUCACGGGAGCUGGAUGUCAUGAUGCGCGAGCUGGUGGGAGGCAGAAGCACAGACGUACUGCGAAAGAUGCAGAGGGCAGUGCUCUCGGGCACGCUGAAUAUUGCCCGGACUUUCAAGAUUUAA